Molecule: messenger RNA, 855 nt
Organism: Pseudoliparis swirei
Lineage: Eukaryota; Metazoa; Chordata; Actinopteri; Perciformes; Liparidae
Gene: coq7
Product: coenzyme Q7 homolog, ubiquinone (yeast)
Exons: 6
Coding region: 119-769 (216 amino acids)
Biological process (GO): regulation of reactive oxygen species metabolic process; determination of adult lifespan; regulation of gene expression
Cellular component (GO): nucleus; mitochondrial inner membrane
Molecular function (GO): 3-demethoxyubiquinol 3-hydroxylase activity
Source: RefSeq, a predicted model, not a curated record
CAUAGACCUGCGCCACCGCCACCUUCUGACAGUUUUUCACUGACAGUUUGCGCACAGUUUCUCGUCCGGUUUUUCUUCGAUAAGACGGGCAGCUGAACCGCAAAGCGAGUUGUGCGCCAUGCAGAGAGCCGCGUUCACCGCGCUGCGCGACGGGUCGCGUGGGAUUCGCCGGUGUUUAAAAUGCAGAGUGCCCCUGCAGCUGAGCGCACGCGCUUACGGUAUAGUCCCGACCCCGCGCGACAGUGAGGAGAAGGACAUGUUGGACCGGAUGCUGCGCGUGGACCACGCCGGGGAAUUCGGGGCCAAUCGCAUCUACGCGGGCCAGAUGGCAGUGUUGGGUCGAUCCAGUAUUGGACCCCUGAUCCAGGAAAUGUGGGAUCAAGAAAAGAAACACUUAGCGAAAUUCGAUGAGAUUCUGGCGGAGAACAGAGUUCGUCCCACAGCGCUGUUACCCAUCUGGAAUAUUGCUGGAUUUCUUUUAGGUGCGUCCAGCGCACUGCUGGGGAAAGAGGGCGCUAUGGCCUGCACGGUGGCGGUGGAGGAGAGCAUCGCCGAGCACUACAACAGCCAGAUAAGAGCUCUGAUGGCGAAGGACCCCGACAGAUACACACAACUCUUACAAGUUAUAAAGGAAUUCAGAGAUGAAGAGAUGGAGCAUCAUGAUACAGGAUUGGCGCAUGAUGCUGAAUCAGUUCCCGGAUACUGGCUCCUAAAAAACGCGAUACAGCUCGGCUGCAAAGCUGCAAUAUGUAUUUCUCAGCGUGUUUAGCAUUUAUAUUUCAAAUGAUUGAAAAGUGGCUCCACUGUGUGUUUUGAUAUGUUGACUUGGUUUGUAUAAAGUUAUUUGAAUUUGAA